AGAAAUGUCCCCGACUAAUCACUCCUUCACAAUGACUAACACAGACUGUGGAAUGGUAGGUUAGCCCGGUCGUGUGAGUCGCUCCCGGCUUCUAACAUCUCCACACUGGGCGGUGCCGGUCUAUCUGACCGAGAGACAGACUCGGAAGAGCGGCUGAGUUGAGUUUACCGAAGAUGGACGUGUAUGUUCUUCCCCCGCUCGGCGUGGUCCUGGCCCUCAUCCUUCAGAUAACGGGGGCGCUCGAGCCGUACGACCUGCUGUACGAUAACGGAGUGGAGGCUUUUUCCAGAGGCGACUAUGCCGGUGUGGUGCGGUACAUGGAGAAAGCGCUGGCAAGUUUCUCCCGAGUUCGUCAGACCAAAAUCCGCUGCAGGCUUAAGUGUGAGGACCAGCAUCGCAUCGACAGCAACAUCAACACCGACCUGUUCUUCUUCGACUCGGUCCUCCGGAGAGCCGCCUGUCUGAACGCCUGUAUCGAGGAACAAAUCGGCACACAGUCCAUGCACACAGUGAGCGAGGAUGUUAUCCAGGACUUCCACAGAAGAAUCCCUUACAACUACCUUCAGCUGGCCUACAGAAAGCUGAAUCAGUUGGACAAAGCAGCUGCGGCUGCUCACACAUAUUUCCAGGCGAACCCUGAGCAUGUGGAGAUGGGCCAGAACUUGGAGCAGUAUAAGACCCUGGAGGGUGUGGAGGAGAAACACUUCAUUGACCGAGAGGCCCGUCCACACCAGAGAGCGUUCUCAGCCGGAGUGAAGCUGUAUGAUAAAGGGGAUUACGAGGGGUCUGUAUCCCUGUUCGAGGAAGCGCUGACUGAAUAUUACAAAGCAGAUGUGGAGUGCCGAGCCCUGUGUGAGGGACCCCAGCAGUUCCAGGAGCAAAACCAUGUGCUGUAUCGCUACAGCCUCUACGAGCUCAUUUCAGAUCACUACACUCAGGUACUGCACUGCAAGCACGAGUGUGUGAGGGAUUUGGCUACACGCCCCGGCCGACUCUCGCCAAUGGAGAACUACCUACCCCUGCACUACGAUUAUCUGCAGUUCGCCUAUUUCCAAGUGAAUAAGCUGGACGAAGCUCUGUCCUGUGCUCUAACGUACCUGCUGUUUCAUGAAGGAGCAGAGUUCAUGAUUGAAAACGUGGAACAUUUCUCAGAGAGCUUGGGUCAUGACGGUCAGCCUCGCCAGGAGGCUGUGCAGUAUUUGCAGAGGCACAAGCAAGAACUGGAGCUGCUCCAAAUUGGCACAGAAAAUCUGGGAAUACCCUACACAGAAGGGAACUACUGGAGCAGCCUUGGAGGAAGAGAAGAUGCAAACCGGAUCCCCUCUGGAACAGAUGGCUGGAUGGAGUACGUUCCCAUCUCUGAGAAGAAGGACACCUCAGUGACUGUGGUGCAGGAGCUGAGGGAAGGAGGUCCAUUGUUGUAUGACAGUGUUCGGGUAACACAGAAUUCACUGGAUCUUAAUGGUACACAGAGAGUUGUUUUUGAUGAUGUCAUUUCUGAAGAUGAGUGUUCUGAGCUGAAGCAUCUGGCACAUACUACGACCAUUUCUGGAGAUGGCUAUCGAGGGAAGAUGUCCCCUCACACACCAAAUGAAAAAUUUGAAGGAACAACUGUGCUUAAAACCUUGCAGUUUGGUUAUGAGGGGCGUGUCCCUUUUAGAAGUGCCCGCCUUUUCUACGACAUCAGUGAGAAGGCCAGGCAGAUAGUCGAGUCUUACUUCAUGCUGAACUCCACCCUUCACUUCUCAUAUACUCAUCUAGUGUGCAGGACAGCGAUCACAGGUCAGCAGGACCACAGGAUUGACCUCAGUCACCCAAUCCAUGCUGAUAACUGUCUGCUGGACCCAGAAGCCAACGAGUGCUGGAAAGAGCCUCCAGCUUACACCUACAGAGACUACAGUGCUCUGCUGUAUCUCAAUGGAGAUUUUGAAGGUGGAGAGUUCAUAUUCACAGAAAUGGAUGCCAAAACCAUUACGGCAUCAGUGAAGCCACGGUGUGGGAGGAUGGUAGGUUUCUCCUCUGGUGGUGAGAACCCACAUGGUGUACGCGCCGUCACCAGAGGGCAGAGAUGUGCUGUAGCGCUCUGGUUCACUCUGGAUCCCCUCUACAGAGAACUGGAGAGGCUUCAAGCUGAUGAAGUCAUUCAAGCCCUUGAAAACCAGCAUCUCUGGACUCAGAUCAACCCCAAAGACGAGUUAUAGCGUAAGAGCCAAUUGAGAGGAAGCUUUUUCAGAACAGUUUCUAUUUAUUUCAUCUUAUUUGAUCAGGACAGUUUUAUUUUUGUACUGUUUGAUGUUAAAGUGCAUUAUGUUUUUUUGGUUUCUAAGAAUAUGAAAUAUUGUGUGCUGACACUUUAUUUUUCAUUUGGACAUGAUUUCGUAUGACAUGUGGACACAUCUGUACCAAUUGUACCAUUUGUGCGUGAACAUCUUUGAGUCUCUAAAGCAGCAUAGAGAUUGACAAUUGACUGUAUAGUUUGAUCUACAGUGAAGAAUAUGAUAUUUGAGGCUGAUCAAAUUUGUCCAUUUUGCUGACUUUGGGGACUUUUUGUGCUUACUGUACAUGCUUUGAAAAGGUUUUUUCAACCUCUUACCCUCAUUAUAUAAAGCACUGUCAUUGUGGGUUUUUUGUUUUUCUUUUUUUCAGGAUGUUAUCAGUUUAUUUGUUCUAUGGGAUUAGAUAAAUGUUUACAGAACUGACUCAACACUAUGGUCUGCUCUGAUCACAAACAUCCACCAUAGCCUGUGUCAGCAUUUAAUGUUAGAAACUUUUUUAAUAAAAGAAGCUAUUUAUUCCUGUUUCAAGGAAUUUAACUUAAAUGUGGCAUAUAUCAGUCCUUACUUUUCAAAUAAAUACACUUCUUUAAUUACAUUCUCAACCUCUGUGGGCAAUCUGUGUGGGUGCUGUUAGCACUGUUCCUUUAAUACGGUAUUUCCAGUGGUUUACAGUUGACCUGAUGUUUUUGAUAAGGAGGAUGGCCACUUUUUCUCAUUGAUAUUUAAUGUUACAAGUAUUAAUGCUUUACCUAAAGUAAAAUAUAUUUGUAACAACUGUUUUUUUUAAUUAAAGUUUCAAAUAUGA
This is a messenger RNA of Pygocentrus nattereri (red-bellied piranha), 3081 nucleotides long. It is a transcript of the gene p3h2, whose product is annotated as prolyl 3-hydroxylase 2. The transcript has 15 exons. Gene Ontology annotation, biological process: collagen metabolic process. Gene Ontology annotation, cellular component: endoplasmic reticulum. The record is from RefSeq and is a predicted model, not a curated record. Bases 174 to 2201 code for a protein of 675 amino acids. Gene Ontology annotation, molecular function: procollagen-proline 3-dioxygenase activity; protein binding; iron ion binding. Lineage: Eukaryota; Metazoa; Chordata; Actinopteri; Characiformes; Serrasalmidae.